Molecule: messenger RNA, 738 nt
Organism: Scomber japonicus (chub mackerel)
Lineage: Eukaryota; Metazoa; Chordata; Actinopteri; Scombriformes; Scombridae
Product: coiled-coil domain-containing protein 106-like
Exons: 3
Coding region: 1-738 (245 amino acids)
Cellular component (GO): nucleoplasm
Source: RefSeq, a predicted model, not a curated record
AUGGCCCCCACUGCCAAACUCCAAAACCAAAAGCACAAACAUGAGCUGGACCUGGCUAAAGUGAAAAUAGCAUGUCAGGAAGACAUGAUCAAAGAGCUAACCAAGGAGAGAGAUUUCUUAAAAGAACAACUGUCUCUGGCAUCAAGAAACACCAACAUGAGAAAUGAUGAGCCACCCCCUGAGGCAUCUGUUGCAUCAGCUUCUGAUUUAUCAGGGUCCUCUGAGUCAAGUUACUCAUCCUCUACCAACCCCUCCUCAGACUCCUCAUUCUCCUCAAGUUCCUCAAGCUCCUCAACGUCAGAUGAUGGCAAGAAGAAGAAGAGGAAGAAGUCAAAGAAGAACAUAAAGAAGAAAAAGGGAAAGAAAGGAACGAGGGAGAAACGAAGCAAAACGAUCAGACGGAGCUGUGUUUCAAGGGCACGUGGUCCAGAUGAGGUAAUUGCACGUUACCGGAAAGUGUUGAAGGCCUACAAGAAGAAGAAUAGCAUCAUUGCUGCUUGCAAAAUGGUUGGAGUGGAUCGCAACACUGUUGCCUUGAAUGCACCAAUUGCAGAGCUUGCCAUUGCCGCCCCUGAAAAGUUUGCAGAGUUCAAAGAUGAGCAUACAAGAAAGCACAAGCUUGGUGAUUUUGCUGCAAAAUGUAUUGAUGCCAUCCGAGACAGUCCAGAUAUUGACAGUACAGUUCAGGCCCUUAAGAAAUCAGGGAAACUGUUGCCCGUUGGGAAGCGUAACUUUUGA